AUGGAGGUUCCAGCAGCCAGCGAUGGUGUUCACCUGGCUGCAUACAGACCCAGUGUGAAGGCAGCUCCUGGGGGGUUGGAUGAGUCCUACCAGUGCUACAUUGAUGGGAGCAGCGUAGCAUCCCUGGGAUCAGAUGCUCUAACUGGCUACGAGACUCUGGAUGCCCCCCCACACUAUGACUUCUACGCCAACACAGAGGUGUACGGCCGACGGAGGCGCUUCAGACCCUCACUGUACCAGCUGCACGCUAACCCUGAGGCGGACUGCAGACCCCCGGUGUAUGAGGAGACAGUCUGUGGACAGCUUGAGGAAGGAGACAGCUCUGAGAAGGAAGAGGAGGGGGAGCAGCCGGAACCUGAACCCACCCGCUUCGGCUGGAUCCAGGGAGUCAUGGUCCGCUGCAUGUUGAACAUCUGGGGGGUGAUCCUGUACUUGAGGCUGACUUGGAUCACUGCUCAGGCUGGUAUUGGUCUGACCUGGGUGAUCAUCCUCCUCUCCUCCUUCAUCACUGGGAUCACCGGCCUCUCAACCUCCGCCAUCGCCACCAACGGCAAGGUCAAAGGAGGUGGGACCUACUUCCUGAUCAGUCGCAGCCUUGGUCCAGAGCUGGGGGGGUCCAUCGGUCUGAUCUUUGCGUUUGCAAAUGCUGUAGCUGUGGCCAUGCACACUGUGGGCUUUGCAGAGACUGUAAGAGACCUCAUGAGUGAACAUGGAGCUGUCAUGGUGGACCGAACCAAUGACAUCCGUAUCAUCGGCAUCAUUACUGUCACAUUACUACUGGGUAUCUCAAUGGCUGGCAUGGCGUGGGAGUCAAAGGCCCAGGUUCUGUUCUUCCUGGUCAUCAUGGUGUCAUUGGCAGAUUACAUUGUUGGAACGAUUAUCCCUGCUUCACCAGAAAAACAAGCUAAGGGUUUCUUCAGCUACAAAGCGGAUAUCUUUGUCGAAAACUUUGUGCCCAGGUGGCAGGGACCAGAGGGCAGCUUCUUCGGCAUGUUCUCCAUUUUCUUCCCCUCUGCUACUGGCAUCCUGGCAGGAGCUAACAUUUCUGGAGAUCUGAAGAAUCCAACAGAGGCAAUUCCCAAAGGAACACUGACAGCAAUAUUCUGGACCACCAUAUCCUACCUCAUCAUCUCUGCAACAAUCGGAUCCUGUGUGGUGCGGGACGCGUCCGGCCUGUUGAACGACACCCUGUCCCUGUCCCCCCCCAGUGAGGCUUGUGUUGGUUUAGCUUGUCAGUAUGGAUGGGACUUCACAGAGUGUAUCAAGAAUAACACAUGCACCUACGGUAUCAAUAACUACUAUCAGACGAUGAGCAUGGUGUCGGCAUUCAGCCCUCUCAUCACUGCGGGGAUAUUUGGAGCGACUCUGUCCUCUGCUCUGGCCUGCCUGGUGUCUGCUCCCAAAGUCUUUCAGUGUCUGUGUAAGGACAACCUGUACCCUCUUAUCGGCGUCUUUGGCAAAGGGUAUGGCAGGAAUGAUGAACCGCUCCGGGCCUACUUUCUAACGUACAUCAUCGCUGCCUGCUUCAUUCUUAUUGCUGAGUUGAACACCAUCGCUCCCAUCAUCUCCAACUUCUACCUCUGCUCCUACUGUCUGAUCAACUUCAGCUGCUUCCACGCCUCCAUCACCAACUCACCAGGUUGGCGUCCGUCCUUCAGGUUCUACAGUAAGUGGCUGUCUCUGCUGGUCUCUGUGUGUUGUCUGGUCAUCAUGUUCCUGCUCAGCUGGUGGGCGGCCCUCAUUGCCUUCGGCAUCGUCAUUGUCCUUUUGGGAUACACACUCUACAAGAAGCCUGCCGUAAACUGGGGCUCCUCGGUGCAGGCCGGCUCCUACAACAUGGCUCUCACCCAGUGUGUGGCCCUCAACCAGGUGGGGGACCAUGUCAAGAACUACAGGCCGCAGUGUCUGGUGCUGACCGGUCCUCCCAGCAGGAGACCAGCUCUGGUGGACCUGGUCUCCUGUCUCACAAAGAGCCUCAGUCUCAUGAUGUGUGGCAGUGUGGAGACUGCUGGUCCCUCCCCAUCAGUACUGGAAGAUGCGAGCUGUGAAGGUCAUGUGAUCUGGUUGAACCAACGGAAGGUCAAGUCAUUCUACAGAGGUGUGGCGGCUGCAGAUCUACGGUCAGGAGUUAACAUUCUGCUGCAGGGGGCAGGUCUGGGUCGUAUCAAGCCCAAUGUACUGCUGAUGGGCUUCAAGAAAGAUUGGCAGAGUGACACACCUCAGGCUGCACACAACUACAUAGGAAUACUGCAUGAUGCCUUCGACCUGCAGUACGGAGUGUGUAUCCUGAGACUGAGGGAGGGGCUGGAUGUCUCUCACACGGCUCAGUCACAUAUUAAUCCAGGCUUUGAUGAAGGACACGAGAGAAUACCUGUCCCUUCCCGGAUUCAGACAAGAACUUCAUCUUCUGAAUUCAUUGAACCAGGACCUCAGUUGAGUACAAUGUUCCAGAAAAAUCAAGGGAAGAAGACCAUCGAUGUGUACUGGCUGUCUGAUGACGGAGGUCUGACCCUGCUGCUGCCCUACCUGCUGACUCGGAGGAAGCGCUGGGCCAGAUGUAAGGUCCGAGUGUUUGUGGGGGGGGAGACAGAGCAGAAGGACGAGCAGAGAGAGAAGGUGUUGGCACUGAUCAAGAAAUUCCGCCUUGGUUUCCAUGACGUUGAAGUGCUUCCUGACAUCUACCAAAAACCCCAGCUGGGAAAUGUUCAUCAGUUUGAGAAUAUGGUGGGUCGCUUCAAGAUUGAAACAAAUCCCAAACAGGACUCUGAUUGUGAUCUACCAAGACAAGAGGAGCCGUCGAUGAUCACUGACCAGGAUCUGGAGAGGAACAGGGCCAAGUCUCUUCGUCAGAUUCGUCUAAGUGAGGUUCUGCAGGAUUACUCCAGAGAAGCUGCUCUGAUUGUUAUCACCAUGCCAGUGGGGAGGAAAGGGGUGUGUCCCAACACUCUCUACAUGGCCUGGCUGGACUUCCUGUCUCGAGAUCUGAGAGCUCCCAUCCUAUUGGUCAGGGGAAACCAGGAAAACGUCCUCACCUACUACUGCCAAUAAAUG
This is a messenger RNA of Trematomus bernacchii (emerald rockcod), 3051 nucleotides long. RefSeq names its product solute carrier family 12 member 3 (gene slc12a3). Gene Ontology annotation, biological process: sodium ion homeostasis; sodium ion transmembrane transport; chloride transmembrane transport. Gene Ontology annotation, molecular function: sodium:potassium:chloride symporter activity. The transcript is spliced from 26 exons. The record is from RefSeq and is a predicted model, not a curated record. Gene Ontology annotation, cellular component: membrane. Lineage: Eukaryota; Metazoa; Chordata; Actinopteri; Perciformes; Nototheniidae. Bases 1 to 3048 code for a protein of 1015 amino acids.